Molecule: messenger RNA, 1329 nt
Organism: Aureobasidium melanogenum CBS 110374
Lineage: Eukaryota; Fungi; Ascomycota; Dothideomycetes; Dothideales; Saccotheciaceae
Exons: 1
Coding region: 1-1329 (442 amino acids)
Source: RefSeq, a predicted model, not a curated record
AUGCCGCCGAAACAGACAACACAAAAGUCGAAGCCGAAAGCUUCAAACGCGAAAACAAUGAGCAACUCCAACAAUGCCAAUGGCCAGAAAGGCAUCUCAGAACAUGACAUUAAACAAAACUCGGGUGUAUCGGCUAGCAUGGCCUUGCAAGCAACACAAAAGGCAUGGGAGUUGAGACAAGCAGCCAUGGCAGCUGGCGAUGCCGAUGCACGAGAAGCGACUCUUGCAAAGGCCGUCAAUAAGGAGAUUGAAGCCGAGUCCUUUGGCAAAGCUGCAAAGUACGCACAAAGCGGUGCUUUCCAGGGACUUGCUGCUGGUGCUGGGUUAGGUGUGCAGCCUGGCGUCACUCUCGGAAAGCUUACAGGAGCCAUAGUAGGAGGAACGGUAUCGACUGUCACGGGCCUGCUUGGUGGUGGUAUCGGAUCCGUGUACGGUGCCAUGAACGGCAAGAUUUGGGACAUGGGAGAAAUGGCCAGUCAUGGUGUUCAGGGUGUCGUUGGUGACUUUCUCCCUGAUUGGAAGUCGACUCCAGCACAGAAGAAGGCGUUGGACAAGAUGGUCAUGCAGACCAAGGAGACACAAGCACCGAGCAAGGAAGAGUUGGAACAGAUGAAGAACGAUAUGCCAGACAAGGCACCCUCAUCAUGGUCGCAAUCAGCAAAGGAUAUGACUGGGUACUUGCCUGGCAUGCCCUCGAUGCCGAAGAUGCCCAAUAUGCCCUCCAUGGCACAAGCAGGUUCUGCCGUUGGUCUUGGUGGCCUAGGAGCAUCUCUGGGUAUGGGAGGAGGUAGUGGCGGUGGUCAAGCCGACAACAAGCAACAAGCACCCCAGCAACCCAAGAAACGAAGUCAAUCUCAGCCCAAACAAAGCGAGCAGCCACCAAAACAGCAGAAGACCUCGAGCACACAACAGCAGCCUUCCAGACCAAAAGAGGCACCAAAGCCCAAAGAAGCACCCAAGCCGAAAGAAGCCCCCACGGUCAAGACCACAAAUACUUCCUCGCAGCCCAAACAAGCUCCGAAAACCAAUGGCACGUCCACCGGCCCAACUACCAGAUCAGCAUCACAGAAGCAAACUCCUUCGGUCACAAACACCAACAACGCGAAACCAGCAGCGAAACCACAACAAGCUGCUGCAAGCAAGCCAGCUGCUGCUCAAUCAACUACAACAUCCAACACAGUCGAGAGGAAGAAGCCAAGGAAGUUAAAUGCUGCAACAAAGAGCAGUGGUGGUACACAAUCCAAACCAGCAGCGGCCACAACAUCAGCGCCAACCAGAAGAGCGCCGAGGAAGUUAGAGACUCGCAAGCCUGCUGCUACCGCUGCGUGA